Molecule: messenger RNA, 1592 nt
Organism: Brachypodium distachyon (stiff brome)
Lineage: Eukaryota; Viridiplantae; Streptophyta; Magnoliopsida; Poales; Poaceae
Exons: 2
Coding region: 716-1318 (200 amino acids)
Source: RefSeq, a predicted model, not a curated record
ACCCCACUGUCCGUCAGAGGAAUCUUAAAGAAAUGAGCAACAUCUUUUGAAAUCGAAUCUUAGCCAGCCUGAACAAAAGUUGCAAGAAAACCCAUAAAUCAUUAUCUUUUAUAAAUUUCAUUAGGGCCUUGUUUGGAUGUAGAAGUUGGGAUACUUGGCAUUGCAUUGGCUCCAGCCAGAGAAUGAAUUAGCUGAAUGUAAGCCAAACCACCCACAACAUCUUGGUAUGCCCAGUCGACACCUUUGAUAUUGGUAACAGCUAGCACGAGUGCGGCAAGAACUUUAGGUUCCAGACUUGCAGUAGCAGCAGUUGAGAGUCAAAUCGAAGGGAAGGGGGAAGGAAGGGGCCGCGGGGCUCCAGACGGUGGCGACGCCGCUGCAGAGAGAUGGGAGGGCGCCGCCGCGGGCUACCUCGUGCGGGGUGCUCAGGGGGGAAAAGGAAAACAUCGCUUCUGUUGCGCGGGGUCUCGGUCGAACUGUUCCGAAUGCCUGGCGAUGUCGACAUUGGGCCAUUCGCACACUGAUCCCUCGACAUGGAGCCUGAAUCAAACGGCCCGGCUGGAGUCCGAAUCGAAAUGAGCUUCCCGUCCGGCCCUUUUUGUUUAAUCAAGCAAUCAAGCAGCCUUGGGAUUGACUUGAUUCCUGCCUAGAUCGAUCACCAAUCUCCAGAUGCUUUCAGAUCUAUCUGGUUUCUUCUCCAGUUGAUUGAUUGGCCAUGGGGGAGACGCCUAAACUUGGUGAGCGUGACGAUGUUGGCGGAUUGGAGAUCGGGGGAGAUCCCGUCCCCAGAAGAUGUUCCAUGAGCAUCAAGGAAUUCAGGGCCAUCUGGGUCGCUGCCGCCAAGCGGAUGGAGCCCAGCGUCGAGUACCUUAACCCUGAGGAGCGAGCCCAGCGCCAACGCGAUCGAGAACGCGAUAUGUUGCUCAUCGCGCUCAAAUCCUACGCCAACCGAAUCAAUAUGCAGCCCAGUGAGCUUGAGUUUGUGCAAGUCACGGAUAUGAAUGUCAUCCAGGAGUUCCUCAAACAUUACAUGCACUUCAACUUUCUCGUGAGGGUCUCCGGCGCCACGGCGCCGACCCUUUUCUUCGCCGAGCUCAAGCCUCGUUGCGCGUCAGAGGAGGAUGUCUAUCUCUGCACGCCUGUGCCUGUGCCUGUGGAACAAGAAGAAGAGGGUCAUGCCUUUGGUGCAUGUCUUGGUUGCCGUCAUCGAGCAAAGGAACUCGUGCAUCCCAGGAGUGGUGGAUACUUGGGUGGGCAUGAGCUUGUGUAUUGUUACACAGAUGCAAUGCUGGAUAGUGAUGACGAUGACUACAUGUGACUGGAUUUAUUAUAUCAUGUAUCCACAAUGCUCAACACUACUGCAGGGAGUUUUUUUUGGGUAAGAUUCAGUUGGAAUUAUGCUUGUGACCAAUUUUCUGUAUUUCGACAGUUCGGUGUAGUAACUUAUCGUAAUGAACCAAUGAGUUUGGUGGAUGAUUUUUGUUUUAACCCCAAUCCUGGUUAUGGUUGCAACUUACAGUGUAAUCAAAUGCUUGUACAUGAGGCUAAUCAAUUGCUCCGAUGCCUCAUUCUGGAGGCUGACUACUCAUUGG